This is a messenger RNA of Bombina bombina (fire-bellied toad), 3988 nucleotides long. Its product is annotated as ATPase MORC2-like. Gene Ontology annotation, cellular component: nucleus. Gene Ontology annotation, molecular function: zinc ion binding. NCBI's taxonomy places the organism in Eukaryota, Metazoa, Chordata, Amphibia, Anura, Bombinatoridae. The record is from RefSeq and is a predicted model, not a curated record.
GUAGUAUUACUACCCAGCGAUGAGGCAUGUCAUCUGUACGAAGUUCUUGCAGGAACGUAAAAAAAGAGCGGAAGAUAUUUCUUUACCGUAGAGCGACACUCGUUUGAUAUUGCGCGUCAAAGAAAUAACCUGAAGAGGGAGCGCGUUCACGGAAUACAGGGGUGGGCUAGCGCAUUGCGGAAGAGGUGGGGGUCGCUACCGGAAGUCGGAGCAAUGGAGAAUUAAGGGAGGGGUUUAGAAUGGGGGCGAAAAAAAAAAAGGAAAGGGAGAAUAGUUAGAAACCGAAGUUUCAGGUACCGACGUGAACAGAUUUGUUCCUUUGCAUAUGUCACAGUAGCAGAAAGUGGAUUUUUUUAAAUUGCAAGAGAAAAAAGAUACCAAUACCAGAAGAGCAGAGUGAUUUUAUUUCCAUUGAUUUAUCACAUUUUGAUUGAUAUUUGAAGAAUUUUUGAGUGAACAGAUAUCUUUGUUAUAAUGCGUUAAACUGGAAUUGCUGUAAAGUUUCCAAUGCAGGAACAUUUUCAAACAGAUUUUUAAAUAUAUCAGCACUAUAGAAGGACACCUUAAAAUAUCUGGAUGCAGCUAUUUCAUUUAUUUUUUUAUGAACUGAAAUCCUGAGGUUUUUGACACAGUAUCUGGAAUCAUGGCUUUUACAAACUAUAGCAGUUUAAACCGUGCUCAGUUGACCUUCGAAUAUCUGCACACUAAUUCAACAACACAUGAGUUCUUGUUUGGAGCUUUGGCAGAACUCGUUGAUAAUGCCAGAGAUGCUGAUGCUACAAGGAUCGAUAUUUUUACAGUGCAGAGAGAAGACUUGCGAGGUGGAUUUAUGCUUUGCUUUCUUGAUGAUGGAGCAGGAAUGGACUCAGGCGAAGCUGCUAGUGUCAUUCAGUUUGGUCGUUCUGCUAAAAGAACUCCUGAAUCUAUUCAGAUUGGACAGUAUGGGAAUGGUUUAAAAUCGGGUUCUAUGCGAAUCGGAAAAGAUUUCAUCCUCUUUACAAAGAAGGGAGAUACUAUGACCUGCCUCUUCCUAUCUCGUACUUUUCAUGAAGAGGAGGGCAUUGAUGAGGUGAUUGUGCCUCUUCCUACAUGGAAUGCAAAAACAUUUGAACCGUUAACGGAUAACAUGGAGAAAUUUGCCAUUGAAACAGAACUCAUCUAUAAGUAUUCACCCUUCCGUUCCCAAAAGGAAAUCCUUGAGCAGUUCAGAAAGAUCACUGGUGAUACAGGUACAUUAGUUGUGAUAUUUAACUUGAAGCUUAUGGAUUUGGGAGAGCCAGAACUGGAUGUUGUCUCUGACCCAAAAGAUAUUCAGAUGGCUAGGACGCCUCCAGAAGGAACGAAGCCUGAGCGGCGUUCAUUCCGAGCGUAUGCUGCUGUACUUUAUAUUGAUCCAAGAAUGAGAAUAUUUAUUCAUGGUCACAAGGUGCAGACAAAGCGUCUCUCAUGUUGCCUCUACAAACCCAGAAUGUAUAAAUAUACAUCAAAUCGUUUUAAAACACGAGCAGAACAGGAGGUGAAGAAAGCUGAGCACAUGGCUAAAAUUGCGGAGGAUAAGGCACGAGAGGCGGAGAGCAAAGCUCGCGCUAUGGAGCAUCGACUUGGAGAUGACCUGACUCGGGAAUCCAGAGUCACUCUUAGACAGGUUCAGAACACAGCAAUAACUUUUCGUAGAGAGGCAGAUGUGAAAAAACGGAUUAAGGAAGCAAAGCAGAGAGCCCUAAAAGAACCAAAAGAACUCAAUUUUAUCUUUGGUGUAAAUAUUGAGCAGCGAGAACUGGAUGGGAUGUUUGUAUAUAAUUGCAGCCGUCUAAUCAAAAUGUAUGAAAAGGUUGGACCUCAGCUUGAAGGUGGCAUGGCUUGUGGGGGCGUAGUGGGGGUAGUGGAUGUGCCAUACCUUGUUCUGGAACCAACUCACAACAAACAAGACUUUGCAGAUGCAAAGGAGUAUCGCCAUUUAUUACGGGCCAUGGGAGAGCACUUGGCACAGUACUGGAAAGACGUGGGCGUAGCACAGAAAGGAAUUGUGAAAUUCUGGGAUGAAUUUGGUUACAUAUCUGCUAACUGGAACCAACCACCUUCGGGUGAGCUGCGUUUUAAACGGAGACGAGCAAUGGAGAUCCCUACGACUAUACAGUGUGAUAUGUGCCUAAAAUGGAGAAUGCUUCCAUUCCAGCUGAGCUCUGUUGAAAAGGAAUAUCCCGACACCUGGGUCUGCUCUAUGAACCCUGACCCAGAACAGAACAGAUGUGAGGUGGCCGAAAUGAAGCAGAAGGUUCCUGUUGGAGUGCUAAAAAAAGACAUAUUAUCCUCUGAAGACAAAAAGAAACACAUUGCAGAUAAGAUUCGACAGCAGCAAGAGAAGCUGGUGGCUCUGCAGAAAAUGACCCCUGUGUGUUCAAGUGCAGACAUAAAGAAGCUCCCUUUGGAGGUCAGCACACGUCCAGCAGAGGCCUCUCCAUCCCUUGUUCGAACUCCAAGGCCAAGGUCACCCCCCCUUCCUGCUGUGCUUAAGGAGAUUAUCCGUCCACCAGCACCGCGAGGUGGCAGUACAGUUAAAAAGCCAGAACCAACACGAAUUAGCCGUGAGCUGGCUAGCACUUCAAAAACGCAAACACAAAACACAGCUAUUGUUAGAUCGAAUAAUACUGGCAAGGUUAACACCAAACCAGUUUCCAUAUUGAGAUCUUUGCAAAGCACUAUUUUGCCCUCUGUCUCACAAGUUCGAUCUUCUAGACCUUCCACAACGCCAUCUCCAAGUCAUAAAAACAACAAAACAGUGAUGUCUAAGAGACCUGCUCCAUUAAAAUCUCCUCUGGUGAGCACCUUUAGAAAAAGAAGUUCUCUGCAGAGAGAUCCUGAGGAUGAGGAAGAAGAAGAGGAGGAAGAGUUAGUAAUUACUCGAAAGCCUGAAAAACCCAAACGCUCUAAGAUGGUGGAAGUGAAACAAGAAAAGAAAGACUCAAAUGAGGUAGAAGUGAAGGCUCCACAAAUACAGUCUGAACCUAGUGUCUCUAAACAACUGGCACCUAGACUUGUGGAAGAGGAUAUUCAAAGUGUUAAAGCUGCCCAAAAAGAUAAAGGUUUGCACGUAGAGGUGCGUGUAAAUAAGGAAUGGUUCACUGGACGUGUCACAGCUGUAGAACUGGGAAAACAUGGGGUACGAUGGAAAGUGAAGUUUGAUUAUGUGCCUACAGAUACCACCCCACGAGAUCGAUGGGUGGACAAAGGCAGUGAAGAUGUUAGACUCAUGAGACCACCCUCCCCUGAAUGCCAAACACCAGACACACAGCAAGCAGAGCCUUCCACUUCUGACAAUACCCGGAUAGAGCCAGAUACGACUGAGCCGGGAGCAAGCCCUGCACCUUUAGAGAUGCUUGUACAGACACUUAGGAACUGCUUGAGGUAUUUUCUGCCGCCCAACUUUCCCAUUUCAAAAAAUGAUCUGAGUACGAUGAGUGCAGAGGAUCUGAUUGCCUUUCCACUGAAGGAUUAUUUCAAGCAGUAUGAGGUUGGCCUACAGAACCUGUGCAAUUCUUAUCAGAGUCGUGCAGAUACACGAGCUAAGGCAUCAGAGGAAAACCUGCGCAAUACAGAAAGGAAGCUAAAGGAAGCAGAGGAAAAGUUACAGAAACUAAGGACCAACAUUGUGUCUCUACUGCAGAAAGUACAAGAGGACAUAGAUAUAAAUACAGACGAUGAGUUGGAUGCUUAUAUUGAAGACUUGAUUACAAGAGGAGACUAAAGCUGUUUGAAAACUGGUUCCAACUGAGACCCUGAACAGGAUAAGAAUUUAUAUACCUUCCCAAUUGAACAGAGGUGCUGGUCCAACAUCUCAGCAGUCGCUUGCGCACUGUACAGCGUCAAUGUUUUGAUGUGAUACAUUCUUGUGGUUUUUACAUACUCAGCAUGUGCUGUUCUUCGGAAAAUUUUAAAUAUUGUAGUUCAACUCAUUUCUUUGUUUAUAAAUAUUUAUUUUUUAAAUAUG